Xiphophorus hellerii (green swordtail) is the source of this 3516-nucleotide messenger RNA. Its product is annotated as leucine-rich repeat-containing protein 52-like. Lineage: Eukaryota; Metazoa; Chordata; Actinopteri; Cyprinodontiformes; Poeciliidae. Gene Ontology annotation, cellular component: voltage-gated potassium channel complex. The record is from RefSeq and is a predicted model, not a curated record. Bases 665 to 1651 code for a protein of 328 amino acids. Gene Ontology annotation, molecular function: transmembrane transporter binding; potassium channel activator activity; voltage-gated potassium channel activity. The transcript has 2 exons.
UGAGUCACGCAGACCCACAGCGGAAGCAUUCCAGGUGACCUUUACCACCAAAUGCCAAACGUGCAGGGCUUGUACUUCCUCCAUGUGUGAGACUGGCCCCUGCAUUCCCUCCGGUACCCAGACCCCUGCGCUCGUGCUCCAGCUCGCUCCAAAGCGUGAGCUCACUCUACAUCCUGCCCCCCCACCCCCUCCUCCUCUACCCACCGCGCAGUUGGAUUCAGUUACAGUGAGCGCCAGGAUGGCAACAUAAAAAAAAAAUCUAAUGGAACAACUGAGACGGGAGAACGCUGUGAGGUUUUUACGACGUGCGAAUAGCAAGUCAUAGAAAUAACCUCGACAGGAAAAAAACAAGAAAAGAGAGAGAGAAAAUCAAGAUGCGGGGCAGCGCGAAGGCAUCCGGGGGUCAAGUUCACGCGGCAGCGGAUGCGCGCCGGCUCCAGGAGCAGCUGGCCGGCUGGAUGAAGUGAGACUCGGCGCGCAGCGGCAGCAGCGUGCCACGGCGCGGCCACGCAUUUCGGAUCGGACCUCGGUGGGAAUCAUUUCUGGGGACAAAACAACUCGGCCACCUCGUCCCUCCCCCCUCCCCCUCUCACGGCACAUCAAUGAGGAAUGUGACUGUGUCUGUCUCUGUCCAGACGGGCUUGAUGAAGCCCUCGGCGGUGUCAUGCGUCUUGCCCCGCAGCCAGCAAGCGCGCAACCCCUGCAGCUCGUAGUGUUCCUCGCGCUCCUCCUGGGCGCCGGGGUCGUGCCGUCCCCGGUCAUCUCCGCCGGCUGCCCGGACAGGUGCGUGUGCGACGACCAGCUGGUGGUCCAGUGCGCCGGGCAGCACCUGGUCGCCUUCCCGGCCGACCUGCCGCUGGCCACGCGGCAGCUCAUCAUCUCCAACAACCGCAUCGCGGAGCUGCCGCCGCUGGCGCUCAACUACCUAUCCGACCUGGUCUACCUGGACUGCAGCAACAACUCCCUGACCGAGGUGUCCGAGUCCACCUUCGGGAACCUGCGCAAGCUGGCCUACCUGGACCUCUCCUUCAACACCUUGCGCCGGAUCGAGGACCGGACGUUCGGGCCGCUGGCCAGCCUGGUGAUGCUGAGGAUGACGGACAACCCGGGGCUCUCCGACAUCCACCCGGACGCCUUUUCGGAGAACGAGGCGCUGCAGGUGCUCGACGUGAGCCGGAACAACCUGACGGCGCUCAACAUCACAUCGCUGCUCGCGCUGGCCGCCCUGCGCUCCGUGGGGCUCGGCGGGAACCCGUGGAGCUGCCAGUGCGACAACGAGGACCUCUGCCUGUGGGUCCACCUGGAGACCUUCAAGUUCCAAGAUGAGGGCCGGACAGUGUGUGGUUCACCGGCUGACAUGCAAGGUCGGCGUCUGAGUGAGGUGGGCAUCCAGCUGCGGACGUUAUGUCACCAGACACUGGACUCCUGGGACUACUUUUUCUUCGUUGUCAUCGGCUUCGUCAUCUUCGCCGCCGGGACGGUGUCGGCGUGGCUGAUGGGCGUCGUCAUGGUGCUGUACGAGCGCUACAUCAAGAAGAAGGACGAUCAGCUCGAACUGGAGAACGAGGAGAAAGGUAUUGAGACGGUUGGUGCAUCCAGAGGCAGAACAGAGCGGGGCAACAGGAGCUUAAAAACGUCACAUACUGUUUGAAAGAAUCCGUCCACCAUGGAUUCUCGCAGUGCCUCCUGUAACUCUCCUCUACAGCUGUCUGUGAAGUCUGACAUUAAAUCAAAUCUGAGUCUUGGCUUGCAAACAGAAAAUGGAUAAGGAAUGUGUUUCUAAUCAUUUGUAGGGCGCUUUCCGGGGAUGAAACAGGUUUUUAUUAUUUUUUUUAAGUCUCCAUGCUGGAGGUCCCCAUAGCUGGGUGAUACAUAAACCAUAUAUGCAAAUGUAUGAAUCUGUAUGUUGUAUAAUUCUGUGUUGUGUUUGAGUGGAUUUGUUGAGCAGAAAGGAAGUGAGUUGGUAAAACUGGUAUUAAUAGACCAGUUUGGUGUUUCUAUAAGGCAUCCAGCUUAUUUCAGCUUAUUUUAUAUUUCAGACUUUUGGCCUCUAAAGUCUUCUGAACUAGUUUUACAUUACUGUUUUUUUUAAUGAUGCUAAUAAUCUCCUAUAUCUUUAAGGAAUCUUCUGUUUCCAAAAGGCGCAGUCUGACUUGAAAGGACUGUAUAACGGGAUAGUUCAGGAUGUUUGGAUUGAGUUUAGGCUGAAAUGUUAUCAGCAAUUUAUAUCUUUGCGUCUUCAUUUCACAUCAGUGCAGAUUAGCUGGUUUUGUCGUUAGCUAGUUGAUGCUACCAACAAUCCAGAAUAGGCCCAAGGCUCAAAUAGACUUUUACAGACCAAAAACAACUCCCAAUUUCAAAACGUCAUAUCAGUUUAUGAACAAAUUUCUGCUUUAGAAGAAACACAGGAAAUGGUGACCAGAGGCAGCGCAUCCCUGAUUAUCUUCCUGCGUGAAAAGCGAUGAGACUAGAUCAACAAAGUGUUUGAGGUCAGAUUAACAGUCAGAAAGGAAAGAAAUGCAGUGUAAAAGUCAUACAGUGGCAUUUAGUCAAGCUGCUUUAUUAUGCUACAUAAUAUAAUGUUACUAUCUGCCAUUUUCAUAGCUUUACCUUCAAGUGUUAAAUCACAGUUAUGAUUUGUAAUUGUUUCAAACAGUAAAAAUCCAGUAUUAAACUAGGUAGCGGUGCUACCUAGUCCCAUUGUCUUCUUCUCUAACUUAUUAUUGCAACUUUGUGUAUAAAAAACAAACAUUAUGGCUUACGUCAUUUUUAAUUAAUAGACGUUUACGUAAUUACUUUUAUGUAAAAAUUGCCAUUUGAAACUUAUUACAUUUGAGAAGGAAGAUUAUUAGUGACGCACCGCCUCCAACCUCCAUAUCUGCUGAAAUAGUCACAGGUUUGUCUGUAAAUAUCCAUCCAUUCAAACCUGAAAAUGGUGUAAAAGGUUAUAAGAUAAAUUUCAGGUAAACAUGACAAUUUUCAGAUUGGAGUUUAGGAUUAUGUGGUCGUGGCGGCUCUCAGAUUUAGCCAUAUAGCUUCGAAAUCUGAUCCAACAAAUCUGGAUUUUAAUCAGUUGAAGACGUCGAGACGUACUGAGUCUAUACUGCAGGUAAGACAUUAGCUGCUGAUAAUGUUCUUUUAGUAUCUCACGUCAAAAGUCCUGAAAGAUCAUUUUCGUUUGAUUUGAUGUAAAAGCCUGGAAGGUUGUUGGUGAUGCAUGAAAGACAGGAAGAAAAGCCUAAAGUACCAAUGAAAUCUUUGAAUAUGGACUUCCAUAUGAGGAAUUUUACAUACUUCAGUCUCUGCACAUUGUAACUUUUUACAUAGUCUAAGAGCAAUACAAGUAACUGUGAUGGGAGGCACUGAAAGGUUUAGUUCCCCCGGAGGUGGCACACACGCUAAUAACCUAUGUUUUGGUCUGUCUGCAAACAUGUUUGAUACCACGAAAUUUACUCUGAUUAGCAUAAUGCGAGUUGUAAAGAUUAAAUAAAAAGUAAAGGUCUUUUUUUGUAUAUA